Chilo suppressalis (striped riceborer) is the source of this 2784-nucleotide messenger RNA. Lineage: Eukaryota; Metazoa; Arthropoda; Insecta; Lepidoptera; Crambidae. The record is from the annotation of a GenBank genome assembly.
AUGCCUCCAGUAUCCAUAAACGAAGAUGCUCCAAGGAAAAAGUUGCGAGUGGCUAUCAUAGGUCAAAGCACUUUUGCUGCAGAAGUGUUUAAACUUUUGGUUAAAGAUGGUCAUGUCAUCGCUGGAGUAUUUACUGUACUUGAUAAAGGCAACCGAGAGGAUCCACUUGCUACAACUGCUGCACAGAAUGGUGUGCCUGUCUACAAAUACAAGACCUGGCGUGUGAAAGGAAAAAUCAUACCAGAGAUACUUGAAGAGUAUAAAUCUGUGAAUGCCGACAUCAAUGUGCUACCAUUCUGCACCCAGUUCAUCCCAAUGGAAGUGAUACUACACCCGAAGUAUGAGAGUAUCUGCUACCAUCCCAGCAUACUGCCAAGGCAUAGAGGAGCAUCUUCUAUUAACUGGACUUUAAUAGAGGGCGACACCACUUGCGGCCUGUCCAUAUUCUGGGCGGAUGACGGGCUCGACACGGGCCCAAUACUGCUGCAGAAGAGCUUCCCGGUCACUGUGGACGAUACCGUGGACUCCAUAUACAACAAGUAUUUGUACCCGGAGGGUAUAAGAGCUUUGGCCGAGUCCGUAAACAUGGUGGCGAAUGGAACCGCACCAAGAAUCGCACAAACUGAAGAGGGCGCCACCUACGAUCCUGCCCUAUUCAAACCAGAAACGCACAAUAUUGACUUCUCCAAAGGCGGAGUAGAGUUACACAAUUUCAUUAGAGGGCUAGAUUCUUCACCGGGAGCUACCACAUUUAUCAAACCACAGACAAGAGAUGGCGUAGACGAUUCUAGCGAGGCGACCGUAGAGAUAAAGUUAUUCGGUUCUAGUCUAUGGCAGGGGGAGUACGAAGCUGAAGGAGACAAAGUAUACAUACCGGGCUUGGAGAAACCAGCUGUUAUACAUGAAGCUGGGCUUCUGAUUACAGCAAACGAUGGGAUUAAGCUCAAUAUUCAAAGGUUAAAAGUGGACGGAAAAAUGAUAAACGCCCAAAACUUCUACAAGAGGAAUGACAACAAAGUCACAAUAGAACUGACGCCUGAGGAGAGGCAAUUCGUCGACGGUGUCCGAGACAUAUGGAGGGCUAUAUUGAGAAUAGAUAUCGAGGAAGGCACAGAUUUCUUCGCAUCAGGAGCAGGCUCAAUGGACGUGGUCAGACUUAUAGAAGAAGUGAAAGACUUGGCUCAACUAGAACUUUACAAUGAAGACAUUUAUUUAAACACAACAUUCGAAGAAUUCUACACAGCAGUCGUACUCAAAUCAAGAGGCGGGUCAGGUGCCAAAGAAAUAGUUUACGAUGGACUCGAAUUGGAAGUGAACAAAAUGAAGAUUAAAUUUCCUACUCAAUUGUUUAUUAACGGUGAAUUCGUGAACACUGAUAGCGGUAAAACCUUGACCAUAGUUAACCCUAGUGAUGAAAGUGUGAUCUGUAAAGUGCAAUGCGCGUCGGUUAGUGAUGUAGAUAAAGCUGUCGUAGCUGCUAAGAAGGCCUUCGAAGAAGGCGAAUGGUCAAAGAUUAGUGCAAGGGAGAGGGGACAGUUGUUAUUCAAGUUAGCGGAUUUAAUGGAGCAACACAAGGAGGAGUUAGCAACCAUAGAAUCCAUAGACUCCGGUGCUGUAUACACUCUGGCCCUGAAGACUCACGUGGGAAUGUCCAUAGACACUUGGCGAUACUUCGCUGGAUGGUGCGAUAAGAUACAAGGCACCACUAUACCGAUUAACCACGCUAGACCUAAUAGAAAUCUAACGUUGACCAAGCGAGAACCGAUCGGCGUGUGCGGUAUAAUAACACCGUGGAACUACCCGCUCAUGAUGCUGUCGUGGAAGAUGGCCACCUGUCUCGCGGCUGGCAACACUGUCGUCAUCAAACCUGCUGCGGUAUGUCCGCUGACCGCUCUGAAAUUUGCCGAGUUGUCAAUAAAGGCGGGAAUCCCCGCGGGCGUGAUCAACGUGUUGCCCGGAAGCGGAACUGUGGCGGGGCAAGCACUUUGUGACCAUCCGUUAGUCAGAAAACUGGCUUUUACCGGAAGCACGCCUAUAGGUCAAAAAAUUAUGGCAUCGUGUGCAGCGUCUAACAUGAAGAAAGUGUCAUUAGAGUUGGGGGGCAAGUCACCCCUCGUUAUAUUCGAAGACUGCGAUAUGGACAAGGCCGUUAGAAAUGGUAUGUCUUCAGUAUUCUUCAAUAAGGGCGAGAAUUGCAUAGCCGCCGGCCGUUUAUUCGUCGAAGAGACGAUACACGACGAAUUCGUGAGACGAGUCGUGACCGAAACUAAAAAGAUAUCGAUUGGGGAUCCUUUACACCGUGGCACCGCGCACGGACCACAAAACCAUGAGGCACAUCUUAUGAAAUUAAUAGAGUUCUGCGAUCGCGGCGUUAAAGAAGGCGCCCGCUUAAUAUACGGGGGUAAACGCGUCGACCGCAAGGGAUACUUCUUCACCCCCACUAUCUUUACUGACGUCACCGAUGACAUGUUCAUAGCUAAAGAAGAGUCGUUCGGACCUGUGAUGAUCAUCAGCAAAUUUAGCAGCAAAAACGUGGACGACGUGAUCCGGCGCGCGAACAACACCGAGUACGGGCUGGCGAGCGGCGUGUUCACGCGCGACGUGUCUCGCGCUCUACAGUUCGCCGAGCGAGUGGAGGCUGGCACUGUGUUCAUUAACACGUACAACAAGACCGACGUCGCCGCGCCCUUUGGGGGAUGCAAGCAGUCCGGCUUCGGGAAAGAUUUGGGUCAAGAAGCACUUAAUGAAUAUCUCAAAACGAAAUGUGUUACCAUAGAAUACUAA